UUCCAUCAUGGGAUAUCAAAAUUUUAUAUCAUGUACGAUAAUGUCGGCAUGUAUUUCCAUGGCUCACUGACCUGUUGAUAUCACGGAUCACAAAGAGUCGUAACACUGUGCAACCGCACCGCCGUGAAUAUCUCAAAUCGUAUAAUUAAGCAAUCUUAUAUGAACGACAUUGUCGUAAAAAGCCCACCGCCUCCUUGUACAGUAUACAGGCAAAAUAAUGAAACGAAGGUGGUAGGAGGCCAGCCUCAGCGCGUAUAAGUGAACGUGAAACUGUUAUGUAGACCAGGUAUUGAUCCGUGGUACGGUAAACAAAUAUGGAUAUGGCGAUGUUUGUCUGGUAACCAUAUAGUCUUUCGCACCAGAAUUUUCAGUGACUCAAAUCAGGCGAAAGAAGCAAAGGGUAUCUACGGCAAAGAAAUACCUAAACAUAAAGAUACGAAAUGUCUACACGAUGGUAUCCUCUGUACCAGCGAGGGAAUCCACAGCAAAGAAUAUUUCUUCCAAACUUCUGGCUGAAAUUAGUAAGGCCAGAUCAUAAACAACCACCAAAUAUUGUGCAAUUCAUUGUAUCCAUAGAGAUGACAAAACAUGAUAUAAAAAAUUACCUUGAGAAAAUCUACAACAUUCCCGUUGUUGAUAUACGAACUGUUGUUGCGAUGGGAAAAACAAAACAAGAUGAGGUAAAGGGAUAUGUAACAAAAGAGGAUGAUUUCAAGGUUGCAUUUGUUACACUGCCUCGAGGGCAGAAAUUUGAGUUUCCAGACUUGUUCCCAAAGGAUGAGAAGAAAUUUGAAAGUGAUGCCAAAACAUUAGAAGAGACAAAGAAGAAUCAUAGAAAGUUCCUAGAGAAAAGUAAUCAAAGACCAGGAGUGCCUGGAUGGUACUCUUUCUAGUAUAGUAAUGUCUGAGAAUAUUAAAAAAUUGUAUUUUAUGAAUGCUAACAUGUUCUUGAUUUUGAAGAUCCCACGUAUUUUGUUUUCCUUAUUCAUUACAAUCGUUGAAAAUGGAGGUUCAAUAUUAACUUUCACUUGACUUGAACUUACCAGAAAAGCAACUUGGAAAAAUGGGACCUGAUACUUGACUUCCCAGCAAAUUUUAGUGCACAAAAACAGCUUUUAUGUAUUUGUUCAUGCUUAUGUGUGUGUGUUUUCAAGACAGACUGAAAGGUACUUAAUUAUUAAUGUUUAGAAACUACAAAGAUAUCAGACUGUCACCACUGGUGGGGUAGUGCAGUGUGAUUUCAUGUUAUGUUCUAGUUGGUAUUACUUUCCUCAGCAAAAUGAUUCAUCCUGUAUUCUUAGUCCCACUAAACAUAUAUACAAAGCAAACUACGUGGCCUGUAGUCUGCAAGUGAAAUAUACCGACCGAGCCACCGCAGCUUGUCGGUGAAAUUAGUGCCAACUUUUGUGGGUAGAGGAUAUCACGUCAGCACAACAGAUCUGCAUGGCCAUUAAUCUCGGUUUCCUAAACCAGAGCUCCCAUUUCCUUGAAAUAGCUUUUCAGUUAUCCUCAGGAGGCUGAGUGGACUCCAUUCUUAGUCCCACUCUAAUGAUUCAGUAAUCUUUCCACUAAUGUCUCGUAUCUUUUUUUGUAUGCUUCCCUGCAAGUUCUACGUAAGUGUGCUAGAUGCACUAAGCUGUUCAUUUUUCAAAUCAACUUACCCAGUCUAUAUAUAAAGUGCAUAUUUCAUCACUACAAAGACAGGAGCAAUAUAUAGACCUACAUCUGCACACAGAAAUGCAUUUUUUUUAAUGGUGUCAAGUAGACUUAUGUAGUGAACAUAAACUUAAUGAAUUCAAGGAAUUUCAGUAUGUGUGUAUUUGCACAAGACUUCUCACAGGACUUAAAAGUGCUCACAAAAAAUCCCUAUAAAUAUCCUGUGCAUUUAUACCUUAAAUGAAGUCAAAGUAAUUGGUAGGUUAGAUAAUGGUGGCUUCUCAUGCUUCUGCACGUUUGAAGUUCAGAAUCAUUGGAUGGAUUUUGAUGAGAUCGGAUAUGAAAGAUAUAUCAUUAAAGGCCACCCUAAACUCUUAUCUCCUACAGUUCAUAAUAAAGAGGUGGCACUUGAACUUGCAGGAUGGGAUUGACAGUAGUGCCACUGCAGAAACGUAACCAGUAGUAACCAUGCUAACGAUACCAUAUUAACUGUAUCAACAAAAAAACGUUUAAAAUAAAAAAGGGGGCAAUGGAAAUUUAAAAAUUAAUUAAUAUAGCAAUUUAACAAAUAAUAUACACCUGAUGAUGGCCCCAUAUGGCCAAAACGUUUUGAUAUAUAUGAAACAGAGCAGAUGGCGUUAAACCAAUAGUCUAUGAAGUGCUGCAUUUACAAGACUGCAUUACAUUAUAUCAAAUGCUAAACUAAUGAAGCAGGAUGCUGAAAUAUAAUAUUGUAAAUAACAGCCUGACAGCAUUAUGAAUAAUUUGAUUCCAAUGUUGAUAAUCUGUUAUUACAAGGUUGUUACAACAUAUCCACAUGAAUAAAUACUAUUUAUCACA
Messenger RNA from Cryptotermes secundus, 2496 nucleotides. It is a transcript of the gene mRpL23, whose product is annotated as probable 39S ribosomal protein L23, mitochondrial. Lineage: Eukaryota; Metazoa; Arthropoda; Insecta; Blattodea; Kalotermitidae. The record is from RefSeq and is a predicted model, not a curated record. The transcript is spliced from 4 exons. The coding region runs from base 441 to 893 and encodes 150 amino acids. Gene Ontology annotation, biological process: mitochondrial translation. Gene Ontology annotation, cellular component: mitochondrial large ribosomal subunit; ribosome. Gene Ontology annotation, molecular function: structural constituent of ribosome.